Molecule: messenger RNA, 715 nt
Organism: Pieris brassicae (large cabbage white)
Lineage: Eukaryota; Metazoa; Arthropoda; Insecta; Lepidoptera; Pieridae
Exons: 4
Coding region: 97-678 (193 amino acids)
Source: RefSeq, a predicted model, not a curated record
CCACAUCCCAUUUAUGAUAAAACAAACAACAAAGGCAUAAUUGUCAGUUAAUUUUAUUUUGUUACGCGCUUCGUAAAUUAUAAGCUGAUUUUGAAAAUGCGAUGUGAAUUACCAAUUUUGUUGAAAUGUUGUUUCUGUGUUCCCUUAAGGCUUGGAUUGUUAAUAUGGGCCUACCUUAAACUGAUUUUUAGCUUGUUCAUUGUUAUUGUUUUCUGCAUACAAGCGGAAUACCUGAGAAUGUCUGCCCGUGAUAUACCAAAAGAAGGAAUAGUUUUUUUAGUGAUGAUGAUCAUGUUUGGUUGCAUUAAUUCGAUAUUCCAAACAGUCUUCAUUGUGAGCGCUCAUAAGAAAAACUACAAAAUAAUGCGAAUUUAUUACAUAUAUAACUUCGUCUACAUUUUUCUACCUACAAUACUAUUUAUAAUGUGCUGUAUCAUCAUUUACUCGCACAUGGGAGCUUUUAUGAUACUACUUCUAGCAGCCACGCCAGUUGGUAUUAUUGUGAUUAGCAUUCCUAUAGAAUUUGUUCUCAACAUAUACCUGAUGCUACUAGUGAGGAGUGAAUUUAUAAAGUUGAGAGACAGUGGGCAAUUUCAAUUUUUUAAUCACGAAUCUGAGGCUCGGUGUGUUGCAACUCUACCGGACAAUACCAUCCCACGAGGUGAAUGUUUAGAUUAAUAUGAUCAUUUUUAAUAAAUAAAUUGGAAACCAUAAA